UAGAAAACACUUCCGGGUGUGUUCGACUCUUCCUCCCUUUCAGCCUCACAACUUUUCUUUCUCUCUGUUUCUUUAAAAACAGAGUUUGACUUCAGUUUCUCGGUUUAAAUGUGAGGAGCUAACAGACCUCCAGCGGCGGGAGGAAGAAGAGCUGACGGUUGGAGGAAGCAGAAGAAAGGUGGAAGUUUUUGAAGCCGUGAAGAGGAGGAAGUAGAAGAAGAGAAGUGGGCGGAGGAAGAGGAUGGAGGGGGCGGAGCAGAGAGGAGGCGUCAGUCAGACGUCCGGCGUCACCGAGGAGGAGACUCCUCCCACGGAAACAAACAGUAACUGCAACCACACCGACGACACCGUCACUUCCUGUCCAGCUGAGGCCAUGUCAGAGGUCACCAUGGAAACUGGGCCGAGCAAAGACCUCCCAGUGACCCCACAGCAACCAGGAAGUGGACCUGUGGUUGUUCAAGGCAACAACAGGAACCCAGCCAGUGAGAAGCUGCAGAGAGUCCGCAAGUGGAGCAUCACCACCUAUAAGUGCACCAGGCAGGCUCUGUCGGAGAAGCUCGGUCGUGGAUCUCGUACGGUGGACCUGGACCUGGGGCCUCGGCUCGAGCUGCUCAGAGACGACCGACAACGCUACGAAAACGUGACCAAGCUGGCUCAGACGCUGGCCAAUCAGCUCGCUCAGUUCACAGUUACCCAGAAGACCCUGGGGGACGCCUUCAGCGAUCUCAGCAUCAAAACACCAAAACUGCACGUGGAGUUUGGUCUGAAUGCAGAAGCUCAGAAGUUUCUGUGUAAGAGCGGCGAGACUCUGGCGGAGGCCAUUAACGCCUUCACGUCCGACAUGAACACCCUGGUCAACAAAACCAUCGAGGACACUAUGAUCAACGCCAAGAAGUACGACGCUGCCAGGAUCGAGUACGACGCGUACCGAGUCGACCUGGAGGAGCUGAACCUCGGGCCCCGUGACGCCAUCACCCUCCCCAAACUGGAGCAGGCCCAGAAAAACUUUCAGUGCCAGCGGGAGAAGUACGAGAAGAUCAGAGACGACCUGUCCGUCAAAGUGAAGCUGCUGGAGGAGAACAAGGUCAAAGUCCUCCAUAACCAGUUGUGGCUGCUUCACGGCGCCGUUGCCGCUCACAGUUUAUCGUGUCACAGCUUCCUGGAGCAAAACAUGCGUCAGGCCAGCGAACACCUCAACAACGCCAGUGUGGACGACCCCUCUUGGCUGGAGGAAAGUUGACACAACAACCAAACCUGGUCACAUGGCAGGUGGACAGAUGUGGGUUUGGAAAAAAGGUGUUUUGGGAUAAAUGGACACUAUUGUGGGAAAAGUUAGGGAGAGAGAGAUUGUUUUAGGAUUUUUGGACUAGAAAUGUUGGGACAGAUGUGAAAUUUGGGAUAGUCAGUCCGGUGGGUAGGUAGUCUUUUUAUACUAGAGUGGAACUGGAGUUUGUGGGUUUCAUUUCCAGCAUCUGGAAAACUGAAUGUUUGCACCAGAAACAGGGAAUUUGAUAGUUUAGAGGGAAAAUUAUUUUGGACAUACUUAAUAUAUCUCCUGCAGGUCUGAAAAGGCUUUGAGGAGGUGGAAUUUUAUCACUUUCCAGGUCUUAAAGUGUUGUAAAACUGCAUAUAAGUCUUGGAAUGUGUUGAAAAUUAUGUUAUUCUGAACAAAAAUUGAGGGACAAAAGAAACUCUUUACUAUACGUACAUUCACAGACUUGUGACUUCUGACCUGUUUAACAGAGGCACACACAUAUGUACCCCUCCUGGUUUUCUUGCCUCUGUCUCAGUGUGUUGGGGAGUAAAUCCAUCUAAUCCUCUGUGAGGCACUAAGCCUUUCUUUGAACUUUAAAAAUCCUCAGCCACUGCAGUCGGGAACAAAAAAGUGCCUUAACUCCACUUCAGGAAAACAGCUUCACUGUCCACAGAGGUUGGUUCGAUCCCCAACUCUGACCUUAAGAUAGUCCUGUUUUGGAUCUGGGUCCAGGUUCGUAGCAGCUUCUCAUUUGUAGCCGGCGCUGAUCAUCAAUUCUGCCGGUUAAAAUAACAGCAGAUCAUAUUCAGCUAAAGCUAAUUAAUGUUAAUACAAGAAGUUAUUUGCUAAAAGGCCAAAAUGAAACUUCUCUGGUUAAUUUGUCCUGUGCCAAAGAUUAUUGGUGAGGUAACAGAUGUUUCUCUAUAUCACCACUCUAUGAGCUCCACGCAAGAGGACCAGACCAUGUCCAAGACUAAACCAACAGAAUGAUAAAUCUACAGAAACAAACUUUAUUCCAUUAUAUCAGUCAUUUUCAGAAACUUAAUCGGGACCACCAGUGUUUGGAUCAAGUAGCUUGUGAAAAAUCUGGUGAAAGUGACAGAUGAUGGAUGGCCACCCAUAAAGUUAACUUACCAGCUACAUAGUUUCAGUAGCACUGGUCUGGUUGGCUGUUGGUCAUUUCAAGCUCAGCAACCUGCAAAGACCAAUUUGAAUAGUACUAACGAACCAAAAAAUGUCACUAUACGUCGACGAUGAUGCCUCGUUCAUUGGUGAAAAAAGUUAGUUGUCGCCAAUAUUUCAGGCAAUACUUCUUCAGUAGUCAUGAUUUAGGUGUUCAUUAACUGUCUCUUCUAUCUAAUGAUAUAAUAUUGUUAGUCUAAAAGCCCCUUUUGAAGUUUAAACCUCAACCACAACAGUUUUUCUCAAACUUAAAUUGUGUCCACCAGCCACAGUGGUUGGUACUUCUCAAUGCACUCCAGUUACAUUCCAGUUCAUAGAAUAUAUAUUCAUUUUAUCAGAGUUUCACAGUAAGAAACCACUUAAUUAGCUAUCAUACUGACCGAUAUCUGGGCCAAAACUUCCUCUGCAGUCCGAUCAGAAACUCACACACAAGAAUGACAAGAAAGACACAUUUUGGCUAAUCUCUGUAAACAGAUACAUUUUUUAAAAAAGCAAAAUAAUCGUCAGAUGAUAGCCGAUCGGCUCAGAGAUUUCCUUUCCAGCCAAUACAUUCCACCUCUGUCUGUUUACCUGCAGGCAACCAAAGCUCGCUCAGGCGUGAUCGAAAGUACUCGCACUACAAACCGAAACCAGAACGUUUCUGAUGCCAAAAUCUUUGUCCCUUUUCUGCAGAUUCUGCAUUCAUGUGCAGAUAUCUGUCUAUAGAGAUUAAUUUUUCACAAUAAAGUUGCUUGUUGCUGUCCAUGUUUUUUGUUUAUUGGUAAAGAAAGGCCACUGACAUCCUUCAUCAGCAGCCAAAUAAUAAAUGUUCAUCGUCCUCCAAAUAAAAGGCUUCAUUAUUUUGAGCCAUCGUUCAUGUUUAAACCAAUAUACUCUUACACACUGCAAAUUUGCCAAAAGAAUUUUAGUUUUUGAAUCAUUAUAUCACAUUUAGCUGAAAAUACUGAAUAAAUGUGUCGCCUUUGUGUAAUUUUUGUCUUCUGAUUCUUCUGUUCACUAUUUGGUGGACAAAAUAACGCUUUGACAAUUUGCAUCAUAAUGUCAAACUGUUGUUAUUUUAUCCACCUGCUGAAUGUCCUUGCACUCUUUGCACUCAAUGCGUAAUCUGCCUUUAAAUAUCUCCUGUGAUACAAUAUGUGAAUUUUCUCCUUUCCGGACUUGUUUUUGUUGAUAUGUGCGAAGAUGUUUGUGUGUCACUGUACCUCAGGCCUGACAACAACAUCAUCUAUGCAAUGACUGUGGAUGCUUUUGUGCAAUAAUGUCUCAGAAACCUCACCUUUUAAAAAAAGAAUAUAUGUACACUGCUAAUGUCCCAACUGAGUUCAGUGUUGCCUUAAAGGGAAAUUCCACUCAAUCUAAAAAUGAAGUAACGGUGGUUCCUGUGAUUUGUUUGAGACCAAAAACAGGGUUUUACUUUAAACUGUAAGAGAGAAAACUGGCAAAAAUUUACUUUAUUUUUAAAAUUUUCAGCUAAUAAAAAGUUUUUUGUGAUCCCAACAAACUGUUUUUGAUCGGUGGUUUGUUUGUUUAAUAUAAUUAUGAAGAUUUUGAAUCCGAAAGUUCAUUUUUGACCUUGGAAACGGUACUCAAGGAACUUACUUACUAGCUUUUCCCCAGACUUUCAACUGCACCUUCCUUCAAGAUCAAGUUUUCUCAAAAUAGAAAAACUUUGAUAAGAAAAAAAGAAAAAAGCCAGUAAGUUGAUGGAGUUAAACUCACUAAAGAAGACCAGGAGAUGAGGUUGAAAGCCCUGGAAGAUAGCUAGUGAGUUGUUUUCUAAAUUAUUAUGUAAUUUUGAACUCUUUGUGAUCAAUAGAGAACUAAAAAGAGAAAUAAUUACACAUACUGUCUAUUUCAUAUCGUACAUCACAGUAAAAAAUUAUGGUUGAUUUUUAAAUUUUGUGCUAUUUCCCUUUAAAAGUUUGUUUGUUUUCCACCACUGUGAGACAAAAAGUAAAAGCAGCAGCGCCGUCUGUGCGAGUCACUGUGGAGGGAAAGUUUGGGGGAUGAUAAGUGAUGAUGAUGAGGGGUUUUCAGUGUUGGCCUUCCUCCAGCGGACUGAUCCUCAUCCUCGUAAUAACAAACGUUUGAGGAAAUCCUCUCAGUGAACAGCUGACCCUGAAAAACAGCCCGCAGUCCUUUUCUGUCAGACCAAAGUUUAAAUGGGAAUUGAGUCAUUUUUAUUUGAAUUAUAUAACAAGGACCAAAAUGUAUAUAUAACAAAUAAAUUGUUUUAAUGUUGAAAUGUUUGUAUCUUAUGUGGCAAAACUGCCAAAUAAAUCUAUCAAAAGCAAAA
Molecule: messenger RNA, 4733 nt
Organism: Dicentrarchus labrax (European seabass)
Lineage: Eukaryota; Metazoa; Chordata; Actinopteri; Moronidae
Product: arfaptin-1
Exons: 8
Coding region: 242-1240 (332 amino acids)
Biological process (GO): intracellular protein transport; regulation of Arp2/3 complex-mediated actin nucleation
Cellular component (GO): trans-Golgi network membrane
Molecular function (GO): protein domain specific binding; phospholipid binding
Source: RefSeq, a predicted model, not a curated record